This is a messenger RNA of Medicago truncatula (barrel medic), 2151 nucleotides long. Its product is annotated as protein PSK SIMULATOR 1. Lineage: Eukaryota; Viridiplantae; Streptophyta; Magnoliopsida; Fabales; Fabaceae. The coding region runs from base 316 to 2007 and encodes 563 amino acids. Gene Ontology annotation, biological process: positive regulation of growth. The record is from RefSeq and is a predicted model, not a curated record. The transcript is spliced from 2 exons.
ACAACAAGACGACGGAGAAGUUGAAGAAGAGCAUAUCUAACCAUUACCGACCCAACCAUCGGGUCCCACCACUAAAAUUUUCAAAGUAACCUUUAAAGCAAAGUUAAAGUUAAAUUAAAUGUUGUUGACAAAAGUGGAAUCGUUGAAAUCCAAACGCUCCCUCUAACAUCUCCACAUAACACUCUCAAAUCAUGAACAACCAUUUCUCAUACGUAUUGUUCAAGUAGAUAGAUGCUCUUAUCUAUUUUUUCUCCUGAGAGGAUACUGAGUGUGUAUUAGAUUAUUGAUUUGGUGAAUUGGAUAAUAGUGAAAUCAAUGAGAGGUGAAAUGGCGAAUGGGUCUUGGCUCAAUUCUUUGUGGCCGGUCUCGCGCAAGAAUGCAUUAGAUAACAAGGCGUUAGUUGGAAUUUUGGCGUUAGAAGUUGCGAGUUUGAUGUCAAAGAUGACUAACUUGUGGCAGUCUUUGAGUGAUUGGGAGGUGUUGAAUUUGAGGGAAGAGAUAGUGAACUCUGUUGGGAUCAAAAAGUUAGUUUCUCAGGAUGAUGAUUACUUGAUGGAGCUUGUAUUGAAUGAUAUACUUGAUAGUUUUCAAUUGCUAGCGCGAUCUGUUACCAGGUUUGGUAAGAGAUGCACGGAUCCGGUUUAUCAUCGGUUUGAGCAUUUUGUUUGUAAUCCGGUUCAAAAUUAUAUUCAAUGGUCAGGGUGGGAGUAUAAAUGGAAAAAGAUGGAGAGAAAAAUGAAGAAAAUGGAAAAAAUUGUGGCCUCCACGACACAAUUUUGUGAAGAGCUUGAAGUACUAGCAGAGGUUGAACAGACUUUCAGAAGAAUGCAAGCAAAUCCUGAACUGCAUCGGUUUAAGUUGCUCGAGUUUCAGAAGAAGGUCGCGUGUCAGCGUCAGGAAGUGAGGAAUCUAAGAGACAUGUCUCCAUGGAAUAAAAGUUAUGAUUAUGUUGUCCGGUUGCUGGUAAAAUCACUAUUUACGGUACUGGAGAGAAUCAUAUUUGUGUUUGGAAAUAAUCACCUACCAUCUUUACAGCAAGAAACUGACUCACAGAAUAUGAAUGCUAACAAUCUUCUGCGCAGUCAAUCUUUUUCUGUUUUUAUGCAUUCUUCCAUUUAUCCUUCCGAGAAUGAUCUCAAUGGAUUCAACUCAGGUUCUGUUGGGAGGAGGCCAUACUUUUCAUUUGACAAGAGCAAAAGAAACAAGGAACAUAAGAAGGCUCUUCAUCCACCAGAUAAAGGUCGAAAGCACAAACGUUCCGAAAGCAAACAGUUAGGAAAUAUAGGGCCAUUCAAAAGUUGCAUGUCUGUUACAAGUAAUUCUCCUGUCAUACAGAGUUGUGUGCAGACAGAUGGUUAUGGUGGUUCUAUGAGGUUGACUGAUUCUCAUAUGAAACAUGGUGACAAAAUGAAAACAAUGGAUAAAUCAUCUCUCUCCAACAGAAUUAGAAUAUAUUCUAAAUUAUGCCUCAGCAAUAGGUUAAAGUCAGCUUCGUUUACCGUUGGUGGUGCAUCUUUAGCCCUUCGCUAUGCAAAUAUGAUUGUAUUGAUCGAGAAGAUGGCAUCAUCGCUUCACUCAAUUGACUUGAAAGCAAGAGAUGAUUUGUACAAUAUGCUUCCAACUACUAUAAGAAUUGUUCUGAGGGCUAAGCUCAAAUAUCGUGCGAAAAGUAAAUCUUCAUCCGUUCAUGAUGCAGACCUUGCAGCAAAAUCAAGCUCAGUACUCACACAGAUAUUAGAAUGGUUGGCUCCACUUGCACACAACACCAUAAGUUUGCAUUCUGAGAGAAAUUUUGAGAAGGAGCAUUCCUUUGUAAAAGCAAAUAUUUUACCAGUUCAAACUCUUUAUUAUGCAAAUCAAGCAAAAACUGAAGCUGCAAUGGUUGAUCUUCUUGUAGGUCUUAACUAUGUAUGCAGCAUUGAUAGAAAAGUAGGUAUGAGAGAUAGGUUGGAGUUUGCUAGCACUAGAUCAUUGAAUGGUCUUUGUAUGAGAAAUAUGAGGAUCUAAAAUGACUGUUUAGUGUUUAUAGACUUAUGAUCUUGAAGUUGUAUAGCUAUCAUCUUCAAAUGGUUGGCUUUGCCAAUUAAUGUACUUUUGAUAUUAUAAUUUACCUUUAUACUACUCUAAGUCUUAGAUUACAUUUGGGUGAAA